Molecule: messenger RNA, 1368 nt
Organism: Ipomoea nil (Japanese morning glory)
Lineage: Eukaryota; Viridiplantae; Streptophyta; Magnoliopsida; Solanales; Convolvulaceae
Product: calcium uniporter protein 2, mitochondrial
Exons: 3
Coding region: 28-1065 (345 amino acids)
Biological process (GO): calcium import into the mitochondrion; mitochondrial calcium ion homeostasis
Cellular component (GO): uniplex complex; mitochondrial inner membrane
Molecular function (GO): uniporter activity; calcium channel activity
Source: RefSeq, a predicted model, not a curated record
GUUGAAAGCUUUUUGUUUCUUCCAUUAAUGGAGUUCAAGAAGAAUUUGGCUCGGAGGUUUCUAAGGGGAUGCAGAAUUGCUAACCCUUCUUUGAGGGAUUGCCGGAUUUCUACGUCCCGGGUGGCCGUGAAGACCCGGAUCCCACCGGGGCCGGAGAGAAUCUCCCAUGAUGCGGCGUUAGAUGACGGCGUCUUCCGCCGCUUCAUGCACCGCCCCCCGGCGUCGUAUGGAUCCGUGGGGUUACCGGCGGCGGCGGCGUCGUUCCCCGCCGGAGAGAAGCUUCUGGAGAAACUGCGGGGGAGGGAUGUUUCACGGGAUAGGAUCAGGCUGGAGGGUCUCAUCCCUCCGCCGGUGAAACGGCCGGAAACGGAGCCGGAGUGUAACAUGACGGCGGUUCAGGCGAGGAAGCUCCUCCGGUUGUCGCAGCUUGAAAGGGUGAAAAUGACGCUCCGGGGAAUCGAAAAGAAUCACAUUUCCUACUCGGAGUUCAUCGGGAUUUGCGGCGAUGGCUGUUCCGACUCCGAUCAAGGCCGGGAAUUCGCGAAAACGUUGGACGAUUCCGGCGCCGUCAUCGUCCUGGGGAACGUGGUUUUCCUCAAACCUCAACAGGUUAUAAGAGCCAUUGAAGGUCUAAUACCAAGGCCCAAAGCCCAGCCCGAUGAAUCAAGAAUGAAGGAGUUGGAGGACAUGGAGACCCAAAUGGCAGCAAUAGAGAAGAGAGCAGAAUCCAUGGCGAGGAGAGAGCUAUGGGUCGGGCUGGGGUACCUGGUGGCUCAGACAGCGGUGUUGAUGAGGUUGACAUUCUGGGAGCUAACGUGGGACGUGAUGGAGCCCAUUUGUUUCUACAUUACAUCAAUCUACGCCAUGGCUGCCUAUGGGUUCUUCUUAAGAACAUCGAAAGAGCCGUCUUUUGAAGGGUUCUUUCAAACCAGGGUUGACGCCAAGAAGAGAGGGUUGAUUAGGGUUCACAGUUUCGAUGUUGAGAGGUAUAAUCAGCUCAAAAAGAGUUGUAAUCCUUACUCCCUCAUGAGUGUUUCGGAGAAUCCCAUGUCUUCUGCUUCAUAGUUGUAUAUAUAUGUCUUCUGCUUCAUAGUUGUAUGGAUAUGGUGGGAGAACUUACAAAGAAUUGUUAGGUAGAGCUGAGGCCGUAAAGGUAAGAAGAGACACAAGAUAAUUAUCGUACCAAAAGUUUUGUUUUGAAAAAAAAGAUUAAUUGUAUUAUUACUUUUUUUUUUUUUUAAUUUCACCAUUAUUUUGGUUUUCUUAUUAGUUAUUAGCUAGGUGAUUUUGUUUCCUUUUUUUUUUUUUUUAGUCGGCUCUGUAUAAUAUUGGAGAGAUUUUUCAAUGACAUUAAAUUUCAAUGACAUA